AUGGGGACUAUUGGAAAAUAUAGUACAUCGAAAAGCGGCCAGAGCUCCCCGGCCACCGCGACGGAGAGAUGUCACGGUGUGGUUGCCUGUCAGGACGAACUGCCGGCUGAUCUAAAAGAUGCAAAGCCAGGAGCAUCGCGCCCACAAAAAGGUGACGACGAAAAUGGGGUGGAAAGGGAAAGCUUAAUGCACGGACUGGACGGGGAGAAGGGAAAACAACAGCAACUGCAGCAGCACUCGUAUUGUGAGUGGGGUCUGGGAGGGAAAGGGAAUGUCGUACUGUUAGAAUCAGUGUGGCAGGCAGGCAGGCGUGGAGGCACUACAAGGUUAAUGGCUGCGACGAAUCCUAAGUUCCCAACAACAAGAGCAAGUGAGGAGGCUAGAAGGUCAUGGAAGAAGUGGAAAGCUGGUCCAGUGGAUGGGGUUGUGGCUAUGGGGAUGUGGCUAUUCCGAGAGCAGCCUCUCCCAUCUGGACCACUCAACGACUACUGUUUGAACUCUCUCUUGUAUGCUCUCUACAUCUUUGAGAGUUCAUCCACUGGCUAUGUACGGAACACCGGAAUCCAAUCAAUGCUGUGCCGAGUACAUUUCUUGCUGCCUGAACGUCAUCUGAGAACCCCUCAUGGUUUCAUCCAAGGCUCAGAUCCAAUGAGAGCGAAUCCAUCCGGUAGAUCAUCCAAUGGAUGUGUCGACAUGAGAGAUUCACUCGGGAUUGGGACUGUCAGAUGCAAGCCGAUCAAAGGUGGUUGCCUGAAGGCGGUGAAAAUGAAAUCGCUCGAAAUUCUGGUUUGGAACUUUCAAAAAACAAAGGCAUUAGGCCAUUCUCCUCUCCACUUGCUCAUGCGUGAACCAUGGUUCGGCACAUCGGUCGAAUGCUUUGCAGCUUUAGGGCGACACGUUUUCGCCGAGUCCCUUGCUGCGGAUCAAACUGCUACUUGCGGGUUAACGCCGACGUCGCGAUCGAUAUUCGAGAAGGCCACUCUUGGCCAUACUCAAGUGCUACCACGAUAUGGUACUACAGUACUAAGAGUACCUCUUCACCUCCCACUUGGCACUUAUCCACCGUAUCUGUUCCAAACCAAUAUACUGGCCGACCGACAGCUCAUAGCUACCCAAGCUGGUGUCUUGGAGAAGGGGAGGGCAGGAGCGACCGUCGCUCAGCUGAAUGGGUCAAAUGUACACAUGUCGAGCCAUCACUUCAAGGCUGAUCAGCAAACAGGGACCUCUGACAUGUCUCUAUCGAUGCCACGAACUUCCCAGUUCUCUCUCGGCAACCAGCCACUGGAGUUCCCUGCCAACGCUCCUGGUCACCUUUCCUCCAGCACUUCACACAGAACUGAUACUCGGCGACUGCAGGCCUUUUCAGUGAUUACUGCUGUGGGCGACCGAGUCGGGUCCAUGACUAGGCUGGCCGCUAAUGCAGUAGCGCUUUUGCUGCGGUCGAUCGAUUGGCCAAGGCUGACCUUCAGCUCGCCAGAAAUUGCAGUGCUUUCUUUGGGUUCCUCCACUGAUGCUUAUAAGACUCCUUACCUCUGCCAACUCUCCAUGACCUACAUUUACAUGGCCCCUCAAACACCCCACCAUCUUGCUGAGAAAGAUCACUCCAUAUCCAUGUAUGGGCAGUGA
This is a messenger RNA of Aspergillus niger, 1626 nucleotides long. RefSeq lists its product as uncharacterized. The record is from RefSeq and is a predicted model, not a curated record. The transcript has 12 exons. Lineage: Eukaryota; Fungi; Ascomycota; Eurotiomycetes; Eurotiales; Aspergillaceae. Bases 1 to 1626 code for a protein of 541 amino acids.